GAUUGAAGUGAAGUGUCCUUUUUUUAACCUACAUUAGAAAUUGUUUCUGCUGUUUUUCUUUACAGACCACCUACUGGAUUUUGCUGGAAAAGAGGAACUUUUGUCUGACCAGCAGCUCUGUAAACAGGAGAGGAAUUCCAAUUUGGACCAAGAGGAACCAGAACCUCUGCAGAUAAAAGAAGAGCAGCAAGAAGCAGAACAUCCCUGGAUAAAAGAGGAAACCAUGGAGCUCCCCAUUAGUGAGCAGCUUGUUCUGAAGCACGAGACUCGAGAUAAAGGAGAGAAACCUUUCCUGUGUUUAACACGUGGAAAAAACUUUUCAAACAAAGAACAUUUGAUAAAUCACAGGAGAACACACACGGGUUGGAAGGUUUAUAAAUGUCUUGCAUGUGGAAAGAGCUUCACUAUGAAAUCCGAACUUGAUAGACACAUCAGAAUUCAUACAGGUGAGAAGCCUGUCUCCUGUACAAUUUGUGGCAAACGUUUUACUGUAAAAAGUAGUUUGACUGUACACAUGAGAAUUCACACCGGUGAAAAACCUUUCUCCUGUACGAUUUGUGGUAAAAAAUUUAUUCAUAAAAGUAUUUUGACGAGACACAUCAGAACUCACAGAGGUGAGAAACAAUUCUCCUGUAUGAUUUGUGGCAAAAAUUGUGGUCGGAAAGGUAGUUUGACCAAACACAUGAUAAGUCACUCGGAGGAAAUACCUUUUUCUUGUAGGACCUGUGGGAAAAGCUUCAUUCAAAAAUCUGAUCUGAAUAGACACAUCAGAAUUCACACAGGUGAGAAGCCUUUCGAAUGUCGUUUCUGUGGAAAACACUUCACCCAGAAAUCUUAUCUUGAUAUACAUAUCCGGACUCACACAGCUGAGAGGCCGUUUUCCUGUGCAAGUUGUGGCAAAAGUUUUUCUCAAAAAGGUCAUUUGACUGACCACAUUAGAACUCAUACAGGUGAGAAGCCUUUCAAAUGUCUCUUCUGUGGAAAAAGCUUCACAAAGAAAUCUUAUCUUGAUAUACACAUCCGAAUUCACAAAGCUGAGAGGCCGUUUUCCUGUACAAGUUGUGGCAAAAGUUUUACUCAAAAAGGUCAUUUGUCUGACCACAUUAGAACUCAUACAGGUGAGAAGCCUUUCAAAUGUCUCUCCUGUGGAAAAAGCUUUACAAAAAAAUCUCAUCUUAAUAAACACAUCAGAAUUCACACCAGUGAGAAGCCCUUGAUUUUGCAAGAAUCUAGCCCCUCCCAUUUCUAAUUUCUUUGUAGGGUCUAACUAUGAAACCAAUCUGUUUUUGCAGAGUUUGAACCUACCGUGUAUUACCCUAUGCUAAGAGUUCUUCUAAAAUCCUCUGGGGCUGACAGAAUUUGCUGUGUUAAUUACCCCUUUCCCAAGGCCACACCCCUUUUCAAAUUUGAGUCAGGGACUUCUGCUUUCACUUCUCUCUUUGGUUGACAACAAUUUUCUGCGCUUGCAAUAGUUUUAUCAUUUAGGUCGUUGGUUUUUAGUGACUAGAAAAGUCACAAAGAUGUUUAAAAAACUUUGGCUACAGAAAACCUGCUAAGACUUCCAGGUUUACUUAAGAACCAUGCCCAUAUAUUAGGGAUGGAACGGUUUAUGAAAACCGUCCGAACCGUCCGGUUCGACUGUCUCGGUUCGGCUCGUGUGUGUUUCGUUCGGUUCAUG
This is a messenger RNA of Cyprinodon tularosa, 1678 nucleotides long. RefSeq names its product gastrula zinc finger protein XlCGF8.2DB-like. Gene Ontology annotation, biological process: regulation of transcription by RNA polymerase II. Lineage: Eukaryota; Metazoa; Chordata; Actinopteri; Cyprinodontiformes; Cyprinodontidae. The transcript has a single exon. Gene Ontology annotation, molecular function: DNA-binding transcription factor activity, RNA polymerase II-specific; RNA polymerase II transcription regulatory region sequence-specific DNA binding. The record is from RefSeq and is a predicted model, not a curated record. Bases 224 to 1249 code for a protein of 341 amino acids. Gene Ontology annotation, cellular component: nucleus.